Messenger RNA from Cyanistes caeruleus (blue tit), 2496 nucleotides. RefSeq names its product DGAT1/2-independent enzyme synthesizing storage lipids-like. The record is from RefSeq and is a predicted model, not a curated record. NCBI's taxonomy places the organism in Eukaryota, Metazoa, Chordata, Aves, Passeriformes, Paridae. Gene Ontology annotation, cellular component: membrane. Gene Ontology annotation, molecular function: acyltransferase activity.
CCGGCGUGCUGGUGGGGCUCGGAGUGGGGAAAAGGGAGCGGGGGAAAGGGCAUCGCGACAAAAGUCUGCAAUAAAAGAAGCAGCAGCCAAAAUCCGGUAAAACCGGGAGUGCGAAACGGAAGUGAGCGAGGCAUUUUUGGAGUAGCGACUGGAGCAGAAUCAGAAUCACGGAAUAGUUUGGGUUGGUGGGGACCUUAAAAACACUUUGUACCAACGCUUCUGCCAGGGGCGGAGACACUUUCCACUAAACCAGUUUGUUCAAAACCCCCUCCAACCUGGCCUGGAAUACUUCCCAGGAUGGGACAUCCCCAGCUCCUCUGGGAAACCUCCGUGCCUCGCCACUCUCGCAGUAAGGAAUUAACAGGAGAGCUUAAAACGGACGUGAUAGGUAGAAAAGAAUCCUGUGCUUCAGGGCAGAUACCAAUGACCAACCUCAGCUGCCUUUUCUAUGCAUUGGAAGAAUGGACUGCUGUGGAGUUCCUGAAGAAAUACCUUUUUCAUGUGAUCGUUGGCUCACUGACAAUUAGUGCAAUAUUAGUUUUUUUUAUAGUUCCUUUAACAAUUGUCUUUUUCAUUUACCUUACUAAUAUUUUGCUUUUAAUCUAUCAGAGGAACAAUGAGUUAAAAGGAGAUCCCUUGAGUGAUGAUUGGAAUGAUAUGAGAAAAACUAUAGCAAGCUUUUGGGAUAUAUAUGCAAGAGUGUGGCAUGGUUAUGAGCUUCAUGGUGUGGAAAACCUCCCAGAAGGACCUGGCAUUCUUGUGUAUUACCAUGGAGCUAUUCCUAUAGACUACCUUUACUUUUUGUCUAGGCUGUUUCUCUGGAAAAAAAGGAUUUGUCUGUCAGUAGCUGAUCAUUUUGUGUUUCGUUUACCAGGACUUAAAUUGUUGUUGGGAGUGACAGGUGUGAUACCAGGUACGAGGGAGGAGUGUCUUGGUGCACUGAAGAAUGGAUACUUGGUGUCCAUCUCACCAGGUGGAGUUCGAGAAGCGCUGUUCAGUGACGAAAGUUAUCAGCUCAUGUGGGGAAACCGAAAAGGCUUUGCUCAGGUCGCUCUAGAAGCAAAAGUGCCCAUCAUUCCAAUGUAUACUCAGAAUGUCCGUGAAGGCUAUAGGAUGUUUAAAGAAAGAAGAUUUUUUAGACAGUUAUAUGAAAGCACUCGAUUGCCCUUUACUCCUCCAUACGGAGGGCUUCCAGUUAAAUUUCGCACAUACAUUGGGAAGCCAAUCCCUUACGAUCCGAACAUAACUACAGAGGAAUUAGUUGAAAAGACAAAGGCUGCUGUCCAGGCUCUCAUAAGCAAGCACCAAACAAUCCCAGGCAACAUAUGGAAGGCUUUACUGGAGAGAUUUGAUAAACGUCGUAAAAGUGAUUAGAAUGCUCAUGUUUAUUUCAAUGGUUUUACAGCAUGCAGUUAAAAACAAUGUCCUACAUCACUGGUCACUAAUAGUUGGUGUUGACCAGUUUAAUUUACAAAUUUCUACAGAUUUGAUGGAAGAAAACAAUUAACCUCUAGAAAAUUCCCCCAUAUCUUUGAGAAUAUCCUGAACUAAAAAAGAUUGCUGAAGAUGAUUUAUGUAUAAUAGCAAUGCAACAGCUAAAUUACCACAAAAGAAAUCACACAGCCAAGAUUUUCCUGGUUCCUGAAACAAGUAUGUACUUACAUCUGAGUGCCUUAGUGGUGUUGUCUAGAUCUGUGUGUUUGUGUUUUGAGCAUGGUGUGGUCUCAGAGCAGAGCCUCAGGGCUGGUGUUGUCCCACCAGAGCCCACCUCAUGGGGGGACCCUUCCCUGAUGGGCCCCAAGCAAGAAACGUCAGAACAAACUGUCUUGCUUUAGGUAAUCAGCUACUGCUUAUACCAUUCUCCUAGAGACUAAGGAAAGAGACAUAAUCCCAUUAAAACAGAUGUUAGACUACUUCAAACUCAUCAGCUUAGUAGUGCCUACCUUGGAAAGCAGCACUAUUUGCAUCCAAGCCUUCUCCCCCACAGAAAACAGUUCCCUAAGAGAAGGGGAAAAAAUAAGUUUUAGUCCAGUGUAACAAAUAUUGCAAAUACAUGUAGAAGGUAGUUUCAAGUCUGAACUGGUUUGUGCAUGCUCUAUUGCACCACACCGUUGUUGUUUAGUGGAUGAGGCUGCCCCAGCCUGAAAAUCCUUGGAUAUGGUGUGUGCAGUAUGGUUGUGCUGUAUUUACUCAAAUCUCCCACUGAACAGGCUCGGGGGGAGCUUUCUUAGGCAAUGCAUCUUUCAGGCUUAUCAUCACUGGUGGUUUGCCUAAAAAUGCAGUACUGCAACACUGCCAGUAUAGAUUGAACCAAAAUGCCUGUUUGGAAAGGCAGUCUUGUCUUCCUAAUGCAACUUGCGGAAAACUGAAAGUUAGUACAAGGCAGAAUAUGUUUUUACAGGCUGUGGGAUGUUGUUGCUGGUGGGAGUGGGACAACUUUGUGUAAUCUAUCCAAUAUGCCAUUAAAUGCAACCAAGUCUUAACUUCAAAGACCAA